AUGUUCAAAAAUCUGGACAGUGGCAAUGUGCGUAUAAACAGGUCUUCUCGUCAAAGGUGCACAUGUGUUGCAAGAUCACUUACAGCCUCACAGACAUCCAAUGCUCGGAUUAUGAACAAGGGAACGGAUCAGAAUAUUAUGAUACAGCUUGGUAUCACAUCUAACGAGUACAAUCUCGUGACCGUGCUUUACUAUGUCCCAUACAUUGUGUUAGAAGCACCCUCAAAUUUACUGCUCAAAAAAUUUCCUCCCUCAAAGUGGCAGUCAAGGAUUAUGCUCACCUGGGGUAUUGCUCUUAUGUGCAAUGCUGCUGUGAAAAACAAGGGUGGGUUAUAUACGACUCGGUUCUUACUGGGUGUGGCCGAGGCUGGACAGUUUCCCGGUGUCAUUCUCCAGAUGACUUACUGGUAUCGCCCGGACGAAAUGUCCUUGCGACUACUCUAA
This is a messenger RNA of Penicillium digitatum Pd1, 444 nucleotides long. The record is from RefSeq and is a predicted model, not a curated record. Lineage: Eukaryota; Fungi; Ascomycota; Eurotiomycetes; Eurotiales; Aspergillaceae.